ACGCCCCCAGGUGAGCCUUGCUGGCCCCUCUCCUCUUGUCUUUAUCUCCACGCCUCUGCUUUCACAAUGCCGGCCUCUAUUGAGCUUCCCACACUUACUGUCGUCCAGCUGGAGCUGCACCCGCCAGGCGUUCUGCUGAUGCGCUUCAACCGGCCCCAGAGCAUGAACGCAAUGGCGCCCGAGUCGUACCGCGAAUGGCGCCAAGUGAUGCAGUUCGUCCACAGCACGCCCACCCUGCGCGCCCUUGUAAUCACCGGCAACGGCCGCGCAUACUCUGCCGGCCAGGACCUCAACACAAACCCCACAUACCGGACGCGCGACGAAGAGCUGGCGUCAAUCAAGGCGCGCAACGACCUGACGCGCGACCUGACCCGGCUCAUCAUCACCAGCCCGAUCCCAAUCAUCGCCGCCGUCAACGGCCCGGCCGUCGGCUACGCAUGCACGACGCUGGCCCUGUGCGACCUGGUGAUUUCGGUCGAGAAGGCCAUUUUCCGGACCCCGUUCGCCGAGCUCGCAUUCUGCGCCGAGGGCUGCAGCUCAGUGACCUUCCCGCGCAUCCUCGGCCCCAUGCUCGCCAACGAUAUGAUCCUGUUCGGCCGCACUGUGUCUGCAGCUGAGAUGCACCAGCAUGGGUUCAUUGCACGGAUUGUCGAGCCGUCGGCAUUGCUGGAAACUGCGCUGGGCGUCGCCAAGGAGAUGGCCGGGCAUUCGCAGCGCGCAAUCCGGGUGUCGCGCAGCCUGAUCCGCAACGAGCGGUUUGUUGACGAGCUGGUUAAGGCAAACGACGCCGAAAUGGAUGAGCUGUACAAGUGCAUGAUCUCAGAUGAUGCCAAGGAGGCGGUGAGGAAGGUGUUCAUGCGGCUUCAGGCAAAGGCGAGGAAGCCCAAGAUUUAAGAACAGAAAAAUACUCCCUUUGUGUAUGUGCGGUGCUGAAUUUCAGUCGUCAUAGCCUUGCAUUAUGAGUAUAUACUGCUCUGGUUGCUACGAUAAACUCUCUUCAUGCAUGCUCUAGCCACACGCUCCCAUUUAGAAAGGAACAUGAUGCAGCUAACCCGGCGCCAGGCAUCGGUGAAUGUAGUUAAAAUGAAAAAAUGCCUCGUUUCGGCACUCAUCCAACUCUCUUCUGGUUUGAACCUCAUUUUGUACAGCCCUUUAAGCAAACUAUGCCAUC
Messenger RNA from Linderina pennispora, 1171 nucleotides. RefSeq names its product ClpP/crotonase. Lineage: Eukaryota; Fungi; Kickxellomycota; Kickxellomycetes; Kickxellales; Kickxellaceae. The coding region runs from base 67 to 894 and encodes 275 amino acids. The transcript has a single exon. The record is from RefSeq and is a predicted model, not a curated record.